UCUCUAAUAUGAUCUUUUCUUCCUCUUUUUUCCAUUUUUUUUUUUUGAGAGUGUGAAUUUUGGUGCCCGUGGAGAGUUCCAAAGGGAUCGCAUUGAUCCAACGUUCGUCUCGUUUUGGCUCGUUUCGCCUCAUUGACGAGGUCGAAGUUGAUUCUCGAUUGUUUAUUGGAUCAUGCGAUCUCUUAGGAAUCUUCCAUUAGUAGCUCUAAAACAUGUACUACUAAUAUUCGUUUAUUAGAUCCAAGGUUCUUUUUGUCUCACUCCAUUAACCACGUUCAAGUCGAUUCCCGAUCGUUUAUUGGAUCGUGCGAUCUCUUAAGAAUUUGUUGUUUAUACGAUGAAUUCUUCAGAUCAAAACUAACCGAUUACAGAACAUCGUCGAAACAGAGUAGGACAUCGAAUGUUGUAGUGGACUCAACAAAAAAAUCCUCUGAUUCUCCUAUGAUUGUCAACCCGACACUCACAAGCUCCAAGAUUUGCUCCGAUGCUAGUUGCUUCAGAAUUCGCUUUCAUGUCGACUCCUCCCGCUAGUGGUGGUGUCGAUUUCUCCAAUAUUCACUUUGAUGUUAAUUAUUGUCGUAGGAUUUAUAAAUAUAUGAAUUUAAAAUAUAAAUUUAAGGAUUAAAUGUUAAACUUAGGGGUUCUAUCUAAAAUUGAAAUCCAUGAGAGUAGGACUUGUUAUGGGGCAUUGAUUUAUAAAGAAGCCCAAUUAGAAUGAGAAAAGAUAUCGACAUGUAGUUAAACCCAUUCGCAUAAACCUCGCCGUCAGAUUCGUUGAAAGAACCUCUUCGGGAAUUCGCCGGAGCCGAUAAACUUCCAAUUAUCAGGUGAAGAUGGUGAGCCGGAGGCAAAAGCUUGCCCGGAAAAAGUACAGAGAAGAACACCCAGAAUUGUUCCCGAAAGCAGAACCAACGCCACCAAAAGAUCCGGAGAAGAAGAAGAAGAAGAGUGAAUUCAAGCGCAAAAAGGGAGAAUCGGAUUCAAGGAACGACCCGAAUAAACCACACAAAAAGGGAUUUAAGAAACACCCUCUCAGAGUUCCUGGGAUGAAGCCUGGUGAAAGCUGCUUCAUCUGCAAAGCUAAAGACCACAUCGCUAAGUUUUGCCCUGAAAAGGCUCAAUGGGAGAAGAACAAGAUAUGCUUACUUUGCCGGAGACGAGGCCACAGCCUCAAGAACUGCCCCGACAAAACUGAAGACACAGUGGAUAAGAAGUUAUGCUAUAAUUGUGGUGAAACAGGACAUUCACUAGCUAAUUGUCCACAACCUCUUCAACAUGGGGGAACUAAAUAUGCCAAUUGCUUUAUUUGUAAUGAAAGUGGACACUUAAGCAAGAACUGCCCAAAGAAUACUCAUGGGAUCUACCCUAAGGGUGGUUGUUGUAAAACUUGUGGGGAAGUGACACAUUUAGCUAAGGACUGUCCAAAAAAAGGCACCCAAGUUUAUGCUGGGCCUGGUGUAUCUAGUAACAGAUCAUCUGGAUAUGUGGAAAUGUCGAGACGACCAGAAACGAGGCUCGUCAGUGGUGACGACCUCGAGGAUGACUUCAUGGUCGAGGAAGAUAAUUUACAGAUCAAAGAUGCGAAACUCGGAAAUAAAAAGGGUCCCAAAGUUGUGAAAUUCAUGGAUUGCAUGAAAGGUGGCAUAGAAAAAUGUGGAGAACACAAUAUUAGGCAUUCAAAACAAUUCUCAACCUUAGUUUUGUCCCUCAAAUUACUCCUCUUUUCCUCUUUAAUCUCAUCUCAUCUCAUCUCUCCCCCCAAAAUAAGGAUCUCUCCCUCUCCCUCUUCAUCUCUAACAUUUCUCUUCUCUUCUCUCUUUCUUUCACUCUUCUCCUCCAUUCCCCUCUCUCACACAUUCAUACACAAUAUGGCGAACGCGGCAUCUGGAAUGGUUGUGAGAGAUGAGUGCAAGCUCAAGUUUUUGGAGUUAAAAACAAAGAGGAACUAUCGUUUCAUUAUAUUUAAGAUCGAGAAUCAAGAAGUUGUUGUGGAGAAACUUGGAAGCCCUACAGAAACCUAUGACGAUUUCACUGCUGCUAUUCCUCCUAACGAGUGUCGUUAUGCUGUCUUUGAUUUUGACUUCACCACCGACGAGAACUGCCAGAAAAGCAAGAUCUUCUUCAUAGCAUGGUCACCCGACACAUCGAUCGUGCGAAAUAAGAUGGUGUAUGCAAGCUCCAAGGACAGAUUCAAGAGGGAAUUGGAUGGGAUUCAGGUGGAAUUGCAAGCCACUGAUGCAAGCGAAAUGAGCUUCGACAUAAUCAAAGCUCGAGCCUUUUAA
This is a messenger RNA of Cucurbita maxima (winter squash), 2282 nucleotides long. RefSeq lists its product as uncharacterized. The record is from RefSeq and is a predicted model, not a curated record. Gene Ontology annotation, molecular function: nucleic acid binding; actin binding; zinc ion binding. The coding region runs from base 834 to 2282 and encodes 482 amino acids. Gene Ontology annotation, cellular component: actin cytoskeleton. The transcript is spliced from 9 exons. NCBI's taxonomy places the organism in Eukaryota, Viridiplantae, Streptophyta, Magnoliopsida, Cucurbitales, Cucurbitaceae. Gene Ontology annotation, biological process: actin filament depolymerization.